Molecule: messenger RNA, 1218 nt
Organism: Gastrolobium bilobum
Lineage: Eukaryota; Viridiplantae; Streptophyta; Magnoliopsida; Fabales; Fabaceae
Exons: 3
Coding region: 1-1218 (405 amino acids)
Source: RefSeq, a predicted model, not a curated record
AUGAGAAAUCAAGAAGCAUCAAUCAGAAAUCUUGAAACUCAGAUCGGGCAAUUAUCCAAGCAAAUUUCUGAGAGGGCUCAAGGUACUUUUCCAGGUGACACCAUUCCAAAUCCAAGAAGGGAACACUGCAAUGCGAUUACUACUAUGAGCGAGAAAGCCAUUGAACCUGUGGUAAGGCCUUCAGUUGAGAAAAAGAAAGAUGAUGAACUUGCGACUGAAAAGGAAAAAGAAAAGAAAGUUGCCAAAGAAUCUGCUGCAGAGAAAACUAGGUUCAGAGAGGAAAUCAAAAAGCAGCAGUAUUCCAAGUUCCUUGACAUUUUCACGAAGCUGCAAAUCAAUAUCCCGUUUACUGAAGCCUUGGAGAACAUGCCCAAUUACGCAAAGUUCAUGAAAGAUCUUCUAUCACGAAAGCGUAAGCUACAAGAAUGUGAGACGGUGACUCUGACAGAGGAAUACAGUGCCAUUAUCCAAAAAAAGUUGCCUCCAAAGCUUAAAGAUCCAGGAAGAUUCAGCAUUCCAUGUAACAUAGGCAAUAUGGAAGUGAAAAAUGUUCUAUGUGAUCUCGGUGCCAGCAUCAACGUGAUACCACUAUUUAUGAUGAAGAAACUGGGGAUCCCUGAAGUAAGGCCAACCAAGAUAAUAGUUCAACUGGUUGACCGCUCUACAAAACAAGCUUAUGGAAUCAUUGAGGACAUACUGGUAAAGGUUGACAAAUUCAUCAUUCUUGUUGAUUUUGUCAUCCUUGAUAUAGAGGGAAAUUCUACUAUUCCUAUGAUCUUCGGAAGACCUUUCUUGGCAACCUCAGGAGCGCUGAUUGAUGUACCGAAGGACGAGUUGAUCUUACGGGUAGACGGGGAGCAAGCAAUUUUCAAAUUCUUUGACAAAAAAAUCCCCUCACCUAUAACUCAUUCGGAAAAUCAAGUCUACUAUAUUACUGAAAAGAAAGGAGAAGAAGAGCACAAAGAGAAUUCUCCUCAAGAAGGUAAUCCAAAGGUUAAAAUGGAAAAGCUCAGGAGCAAAGGAAAGCAUGUAAAUCCAAAUUCAAAGUUAUUGAGCCUACUAUACUCGAAUGUUGAUAUGAUUGCAGACACUACACAUGAUGUUGCUGAUAUAUAUUAUGCUGAUGAUGAUGUUGUUGCUGCAGAUGCCACAACUGGUAAUGAUCAGGAUGCAGCAGAGGAGAAUGAUACACCCACCACUGAUAUGAAGGAGGAUUGA